AUGAACUUUUUGAACCAUGGCAAUAGUAAUAUCUCCCGAUUAUCCGUGGUCUCCAUUACACGUGAAGAUUCCCAAUACACCAACAUCGAGUCGCCUACACACGCGCUGGUUCACACCACCAAUGGCAAAAUGGCGUUAGAUUUACAAGAAAAAAGCUCGCUGAAUUUGGCCCACAUCACGAAUGCACUCAUGUACGGUAUCAUCAACUCCAUCCUGACCAUCCCCACCAUGUAUGGAUAUGCCGUCAUUCUCUUCAGCCACAAAGACUUUGCAGACUUCAUGCCGGCACUCUCCAAGCUUGUCAUCUAUUCCAGCGCUGUGCAUCAAAUUAUGUUCACACUCAUGAGCUCCUUGCCGUUUUCCAUUGGACAAGUGCAAGAUGCCGGGCUCAUUUUCCUUAGUACCAUGGCCACCUCCAUCUGCAAUUCAUUGGGCGAAGACGUGCCAGUGGAGGCCAAGGUGACUACUUCUAUCGUCGUAAUCGGUAUCGCCACGGCAUCAUUGGGGGUGUGUCGUGUGGUCGCGGGCAAACUCAAGCUGGCCGCGCUGGCGUCGUACUUGCCAAUGCCCGUUAUUGGAGGAUACCUUGCUUUCAUUGGCAUUUUCUGCUUUUACGCUGGACUUGCGCUGUGCACAGGUCUCGUCGUCAAUAAUUUCGAGUCCAUGAUCAGUGUCUUUGACAAUGCACACGACGUUCUGCUCUGCGUGCCCGGUAUUAUUGGUGGUGCGUUCCUGCUCAUCGUAUCGCAGCGCUACGACAAUUCGUUCAUCCUGUCCGGAUCAAUCUUGAUCAUGCCCAUCGUGUUCUUCUUCAUUCUGUUGGUUGGUGGUAUCUCGAUGGACGACGCGCGCGACGGUGGCUGGAUCGGCCCUGCCAAAGACCCUGUCACCGUUUCGGAACUGAUCGGUCUCUUUGACUUCUCCUUGGUCCACUGGGAUCAACUGCCAAAGCAACUCGGAACGUGGGUCGGCAUGGCGUUCAUCGUGUCGUUCUCGUCUUGCUUGGAUAUCGCUGCUAUUGAGCUCGACAUGGGCAAGAAACUUGAUUUCAAUCACGAGCUCAAAACUGUUGGCUGGUCGAACGUCGUCAGCGGUCUGCUGGGCGGCUAUACGGGGUCGUAUAUUUUCUCGCAAACCAUCUUUACCUACCGUUCCAAGACGAACUCUCGCAUCGUUGGUGUUUGCGUGAUUGUCUCGGAACUUACGAUCGUGCUGGCUCCUGUGUCCUUCAUGAGUUAUGUGCCGCGCUUCUUCUUCGCAGCCACGCUCAUUUUCAUUGCCAUUGAUCUCAUGAUCGAGUGGCUCGUACUUACCUUCAACAAGAUGUCGCUGCGCGAGUACGCGGUGCUAUGGAUGACAUUCAUCGCCGUAAACCUCGUGGCGCUCGACAAAGGUAUGCUCAUUGGAUCGGGUAUUGCGAUUGUCAACUUCUUACUAGGCUAUAUUCGCCAGCCCGUUGUAAUCUGGAAACCUCGUUCUUCUGGCACAGCUCGUACUCUUGAAGAGCGUCGAUUGCUUCAUGACAUGUGUGGUACCAUCGCGUCUUUCGAGUUCAGCGGCUUCCUUUUCUUCGGCUCGUCAGUGCAGAUCCUCGACCGCGUCCAGAAGGCCGUGUACGUUCGCAAGGAAAUACCAGAUGAUAUUGGUGACGUUGGAGCAGACUACGUCAGUGGCGGGAACAUGUCGCUCACACCCAACGAACACCGGACACCGUUGAUUGAGUGUCUCGAUGGAGCUCCUGCUACAGACCCCGACGCCAAACCGACCGAGUACGUCGUGAUGGACUUCACCAACGUCACGGCAAUGGACGCCACGACCGCACGUAGCGCAUUUCUCAUUCUACAGAAGUACUGCAGUAAUCACGAUAUCACCGUCGUGUAUGCCGCAGCGCUUCCUCAGAUCCGCAGUAUGUUGGUGAAAAACGACAUCGUGGGCGAUGAUAGUUUCUUUUCAAGCUCUGAGUCAGCUCUCGAGUUCUGUGAGAACGAGCUCCUGGCCAGUACCAUGGGUGUAGUUCGCAAGAGCAGCUUCCGUGACGAGUCUAGCAGGCAGCUAAUGCAGCUUUUUACCGGCGAGUCCGACGAUUCGCAGAUUCCGAGCAUUGACGAUAAGUUGUUUGAUAAACGUGAGGUGCCCGCCGGCCAUGAAUUUUACAACGUUGGGGAGUCAGCGGACCGCUUCUACUUCCUCGCAAGCGGUUGUGUCACGCUCAGCAGAAACAACGGAUUGGAUGGGAGUGUUGAUACCGUCAUGACGGGGUCCCUGUUCGGUGAAGUAGACUUUUUUGGUCACCAAGAGCGGCAAUUGGUGGCAUUCGCGAGGGAACCAUGCACUGUGUUUGAGAUGAGACGUGAGAGGUACGAGAUGAUGCAGGAGCAGAAUCCAGCCUUGCUGACGCGGAUUCGCGACGUAGUGAUGCAGUCAAUGGCAGUCUCACUCAGCAAUGCCAUGAAUCAUAUAAGCAGUAGUACGAGAAGCUCAACGACAUCGCUAUGCGGGUAA
Messenger RNA from Peronospora farinosa, 2502 nucleotides. The record is from the annotation of a GenBank genome assembly. Lineage: Eukaryota; Oomycota; Peronosporomycetes; Peronosporales; Peronosporaceae.